UUUAUCAACUAGUUUCGCAAACCACGCAUAUCUUUAAGCUGACGGAGGCACUUCAGCGAGUCUGAACGAGCCCUGCAGACUGACACCAACAUGAGUAAAACAUUUCUCCACUUUGACAGCGAAGAAACACGUCACCACGCGCUCCAGAGCGCCGGUGUGCCCGUCUCCAGCGCGGACCUCCAGCUUAAACUGACGGAAAACAAGAGCGGCCUGGGGAUGGAGAACGGCACUGGGAAGAAACUCAUAGAGAUAACUGGACCGGCUUUAUCCAAAAGAAAACUUCUGGUCGGCUUAGACCUGCUCUGCCUCUUUCUUGCUUCCAUCCCUUUAUUUGCAUGUGAGCUAAAGGCACUGAGUCCUUACAGAAGAGGCUUCAUUUGUGGGGAUCCCAGCAUCACGUAUCCUUACCUGCACAGAGAAGCCAUACCAGAUGAAUUACUCAUCACAGGUGGCAUCAUCAUCACCGGCCUCACUAUCGCCCUCGGCGAGUGUUAUCGGGUGCGUUUCCACGGUGUCAGCUCGAAGGCCUUUGUGAGGAACGUAUAUGUUUCGUGCCUGUACAAGGAGCUGGGGUGCUUCCUGUUUGGAUGUUGUGUUGGCCAAUCACUGACCAACAUGGCCAAGCUCAGCGUGGGACGGCUGCGACCGCACUUCCUGUCAGUGUGCGGCAUUACCUAUGCAUCACUCAACUGCACACCUGGGACCUACAUUGAAACAGUGACUUGUCGCCAGCCUGACCACCAGUUAGAGGAGGAAGCCAGGAAGUCCUUUUUCUCGGGCCAUGCUUCUUUUGCAAUGUUCACAAUGCUCUACUUAGCUUUUUACCUGCAGGCACGGCUGACGUGGCGUGGAGCUCGGCUGCUGAGACCCAUGCUGCAGUUUUUCUUGAUUAUGCUGGCAAUCUACACAGGCCUGACCCGUAUCUCAGACUACAGGCACCACCCGUCUGAUGUAUUAACAGGCUACAUACAGGGAGCUCUCACUGCCUACUGGGUGGCCUUCCACAUCUCGGCUAUGUUUAAAAGCUCCAGUUCAGAUCUCUCUCCGACCGAGACCCCUGACAGCCCCCUGUCACCCCACCAUACUGUUUGCUAAACCUCAUUCCCACUUACCGCUGCAUCUGCCUGCAUCCACCUGCAUCCACCUGCUGCCUGAAGACUGAUUUGGACAGACAAGAGAUCUGAAGAAUGCAAGACCAUUUCCUGUGAAAUCAAACUACAAACCUCAGUAUUUUGACAGAGUGAGGGGAGAAAAGGAAAGCAGACCUUAUGAAAUACUGUCAAAGCAAGCAGUCAACAUUUUGUCCUUGAAACUGACAUUAGCUUCACAUGUAACACUUACCUGUGAGAUGAGACUACAAACAAGACUGAACGCAGAAUCACUAUCACUCCACAUAUCACUUGUAAAUAUAUAGUUUUUUUUUACAAUUCAAAAACUGUAAAAGCACUUUUUUAUGUCCAUGAUAGUGUUAAUAAUUAGCACUCUACAAUGACUUAGUAUGUAGCAUGUAAAAUAUUUCAUACAAAAGUUAAUUAUUUUGUGUAGUUUAUUUAUCCACCCACUGAAUGUUGUUGAAGGAAAGCACAAAUAGCAAAAAAGCAAUUCAUUUAAAAGGUUUGCAUCGGGUGUUUUCAUUGGAUGCAUCCGUCCAUCUCUGUGUUAUGUAAGUGAGAGGACUCCUAACAGGAUCUUUGUUUAUGGAAGAGGAUGGAUGCCACUAGUUCUCAGACAUUAUGAAGUUAUGCAUGCUUGUAGAUAACAGAUCAUUAAAAAUAAAAGUUUUUUUUUAGUUGUUUAAA
This is a messenger RNA of Maylandia zebra (zebra mbuna), 1799 nucleotides long. RefSeq names its product phospholipid phosphatase 3. The record is from RefSeq and is a predicted model, not a curated record. Gene Ontology annotation, molecular function: phosphatidate phosphatase activity. Gene Ontology annotation, cellular component: plasma membrane. Lineage: Eukaryota; Metazoa; Chordata; Actinopteri; Cichliformes; Cichlidae. Gene Ontology annotation, biological process: signal transduction; phospholipid dephosphorylation; phospholipid metabolic process.